Messenger RNA from Uncinocarpus reesii 1704, 1080 nucleotides. RefSeq lists its product as uncharacterized. The coding region runs from base 1 to 1080 and encodes 359 amino acids. The transcript has a single exon. The record is from RefSeq and is a predicted model, not a curated record. Lineage: Eukaryota; Fungi; Ascomycota; Eurotiomycetes; Onygenales; Onygenaceae.
AUGUUCGAAGGUUUCUCGUUUCCCUCCCCGUCGUCCGGCGACAGCCUUUGCGUGCCUGGAAACCGUGACGACGAGGGCUUUUUGCACUGUGAGAGCAACUUGGUAUCUCCUCUAUCUUCACGGUGUCCGUCUCCGCGACUAGGUCCCAGAGAUUAUUCCGCACGAAUCACCAAGCGUUCGCGAUCCCCUUUCCGUCGCGGUCCAGCACCUACCUCAAUGCCUCCUGGCUACGUGGACCGGCAUCGGCUUUCGAUCGGAUCUCUGACCCGGAAGCUGGAUUCUCAGUCACUGGAACAUAACGACCUGAGCAGCGAUAGUGAUGACAGUCGCGGCUACCCGAUAACCCCCCGAACUGGCUACCUCGAGCCCAACGCGUCUGCGAAUUGGAUGGAUCGCAAGCCCAGUAUCGCGUUUAUAUCUCCGCAAUAUGGUGAAAAACGCGACGGAUACGCUACAUCUCCGUUUGACAUCUCGCCGACAUCGACACCUCGCUCCUCGUGGGAUCGCAGAUAUUCUCACCCUGUCAAUCACACCUCAACGCCCAAUACCUCCAGCCCACGGCACGGGAGUAUUGAGGCCAGCAAGCAUCGUCAGUCCGUAAGCGCUCUCCGAUCACAACGCGAAAAGCUGUCGAUCCUGCAAUGCGCCUCGACAUCGGUGGCGGACACAAUCCGCCUUGCUCAGAUAAUCGACGAGGACGAGCGUUUCCGCCAUUACACGGAUGACAAUGUCAACAACGAACAACACCCCAGCUCCCUCCCGCCUUCUCGAACUCCUUCGCGAAGACAGCACAAAAAGCCUGAUCUCACAAAAGCUUCCGGUGGUUCGAUACUUUCCGCUGCGUCGGCCGGCAAGUCAAAAGUUGACAAGUCGUAUGGGCACAGCGAUCGAAGAAGCGGGAGGCCGGGCCAAACCGGACUUCGCCGGAAAAGUUUAGUUCUAGCAGCCGUCACAGCCGUUCUUGAAAGCGAAUCAGCAGGGAAUCACCGAGACUCCGCGACUGACCCUCCAGCAUCCGACCAGCUGCAGUCGCUGGAAAACAAACGUCCACUGCCGCUGUCUCAACUUGCGCUUGCGUGA